This is a messenger RNA of Penicillium angulare, 651 nucleotides long. RefSeq lists its product as uncharacterized. Lineage: Eukaryota; Fungi; Ascomycota; Eurotiomycetes; Eurotiales; Aspergillaceae. Bases 1 to 651 code for a protein of 216 amino acids. The record is from RefSeq and is a predicted model, not a curated record. The transcript has 2 exons.
AUGCAGUCCUCCUUCAACUAUCCUGAUUCCUCCUACUCCUCCUCAGGCUCCUACUCAUCUUCUCCCGGCGACAUGGAUUUCUUCUUCUACGGUCCAUCCGUCUAUGACAAGCUCUACGACAUAGAUGCCGCCAGCCCAUUCUCCACCCCAGAGUUUGCCCCGGAGUUCGUAUCAGAGCCCAUGAGCUAUAGCUUCACUAGCGCCCCCGCUCCAUAUGUCCAUCCUUCCAUCUACGAUGCGAACAUUUUGGCUACCGGUCUCCCCAGUCCAGCCGCGAGUAGCAGCUGCGGAAGUAGCUAUGGAAGUAUGAAUAUGGCCGACGAGGUACCCGUUCCCGCAGGCAUGUUCCCCAGCGCCCCGGGCGAGGAUUCGGGCCCUGAGUCCCCACCCACUGCCUCGAAGCCUGCUAAGCCCUUUGGAUGCGACAACUGCCAUAAGACCUUCACGCGCUUCGCAGAUCUAAAGCGUCACCAGACUUCUGUCCAUUUCCCUGUCUUUCGCAACUGUCCUGUUGAACACUGCUCUCGUAAAGGCAGCAACGGCUUUCCCCGCCAGGACCACCUGGUCGAGCAUCUUCGUUCUUACCACCAUCUUGAUGUGCCGAAACGUCCUCGACGCGCCUUGAAACGCUCCGCCAAGGAUAUGGCUUAA